Molecule: messenger RNA, 6156 nt
Organism: Tetrahymena thermophila SB210
Lineage: Eukaryota; Ciliophora; Oligohymenophorea; Hymenostomatida; Tetrahymenidae
Product: adenylate kinase domain protein
Exons: 18
Biological process (GO): nucleobase-containing compound metabolic process
Cellular component (GO): cytoplasm
Molecular function (GO): ATP binding; AMP kinase activity
Source: RefSeq, a predicted model, not a curated record
AUGACAACUAAAAUUGCAAUUAAUAAUAAUAUAUUAGAUUAGCAAGGUGAAUCUUUGUAGUAGUUAAUAUAUGAAAUUAAAAUAAAUACCACUAUUCAAGAGAGCUUAAUAAGAUUUUGGAAGUUGUUUAAAUAAAACUAUAACGGCCAAAUAGAAAGAGUAGAAUUCAAAAAAUAUGUAGAAAGAGUUCUCGCAUUCUUGCUCAAUAUACCAGAUAGAUCAAGGAUAGCCUCUUUAGCAGAUGAUGAAAUCAGUAAAUUUACAACUCAAAAUCAUAAAUAGCAUAUAUCUUAUGAUAUUUUCUGCGAGUUCUUUGCCUUUUUUGCAUUCAAAUACAUUGAAAAUGUUGAUAUAAAGUCCUUUAGAUCUUUCUUUGACAUGAUUUAUGAUAGAACUACUAAGUAUGUGUUUAAAGAUGUAAGAGAAAACAAAAAAGAGCAACUCGACUAUGAUAUCAAAGUUUUUGUUUACAAUAGAGAAUAAAUUGAAGGAACUUUUACAGAACAUCAAAAAAACAUAUGCCCUUAAAAUGUAGUCUAUGUUGAGGAAUAUGUCGUUUUAGACAGCAAAAAGCUUGAGGAGAAAUAAAAAGAUGAAUAUACUAUUAUUGAAAGUUAAAUUUUGACUCAUGAAGAAAUUAUACCUUUAGGCUUUUCUGCUGAAAAUGCAAUAAAUCUGAUUGUCAACAAUAAAUUCGAGGUUCCUUAGGGUAAGCAUUAGCAUCUUCCAAAGAAAGAAAUUGUAAAUCUCGAAAGGGUGAAGAUAGUUAUUGAAUCUGGAAAGGAUAUCUUAUAGAGUCUUUAAAUAGCUUGUAAAGAUAGUGAAGUUAUAUAAAUGAUUUCUUGUUUAUGCAAGCACAUAACAAAAUACGUAGAAAGCCCACAAAUAUUUAACAGAAUUAAUGGAUAUAUUUCUCAUCCUUUAGCAUAUGAAUCACUCAAAGAUCAAGCAGGUGUUGAAUAAAAGUUUAAUGUUUUAAGUGAUUUUUACACUGUAGAUGAUUUAUAAAUUGAUUAAAUACAUAGAAUUAAUAAAAAGCAUUAAGAAGCAAAUGCUUAAAGAAGAAAACUUGUUGAGGGAGAAAACAAAAAAAGAAAUAAAAAGCGUCCAGUUGAUUGGGAAGAUUAUUGCCGUAACUUAGAAUAUAAUAUGGUUGAAUACAUUCAAAAUUUCAUUGAUCAAAGCAAACUAAAAGUUUCUUUCCGUGAAUUAAAGAGCUAAAAUUAGGCUGACAUUAUUGGAGACACUAAGUUAAAUUUAAAAGAUUUUGUUUCUUAAAGUGGAGUUAUCCCAGUUGACACUCUCAAUGCAUAUUAAGAUGAUAUUUUAGAAUAUGCAAAUAAGCGUCCUUUGCAAAUUUUUGUAUUGGGUAAGCCAAAGAAUGGAAAAACUAAAUUUUGUCAAGCUCUAGCUAAAAAAAUUGAUAUAGUCCAUAUAGAACUUGGUAUUUUGAUUUAGAAUCUUUUUAAGCGUGUCUAAGAUAAUGAAGAAAAUCCAGAAGAAGUAGAUGGAGAAGUUGUUGAUAAAUUAAAACCUUGGGAAAGAUAAAUCCUUGCAGAGUUACAAGAAGGAAAAUGCAUUUCAAACUAAAAUUUAAUUAAUUUAGUUAACUACGAGUUAUCUUUUGAAGAACCCUCAAACAAAGGAUAUAUCCUUGAUCUUCCAUUAACAUUCGACUAAGAUUAAGUUAACUGGGUAGAUUGUAUAAUCAAGAAUUAAGUUUAAUUACCUCGUAUAGGCUGUAGAUAUUUUUCUCAUAUCAUUUAAUUUGAUACUUCUGAUGAUGAUAUUAUUAAAUUUGCAUCUGGAAUUAUGGAAAAAGAUGAAGAAGUGAUUAAAGUUUUCUCCAACUAAGAGAGGGAGAUAUCGAGAAGACCAAAAAGAGUUCCUGUAGAAGGAGAAGAGGAAGAAGAGCCUGUAGAAGAAGAAGAUGAAGAAGGCAAGUAGCCUAUUAAUGAUGACGAUUUAGUUUAUAGACCUAACGAAGAUGUUGAAAUCUUAAAAAUACAUUUAAAUCAAUAUGAAAAGGUUACUCUUCCUAGAGUUAAAGAGUUUUUAUAACACUUGACUAAAAAUGAGCAUUUAUUCGUUAAGCAUAAUGGUUCAAAUGAAUUGGAAAUUGUUGAAUAUAUUUAUGAGUCUUUAGGAAACGAAGUUAAACCACUCAGACCUCUUGGUGUUAAAUUAGAAGGUGGUUCUAAUAAAGAUUUACUUACUCAGGGACUUGAAGAAUAAAAAUUAUAGCGCUGCUGGUCACCAUGGUAGCAAAUUGAUCCAGUUGAGCUAUUCAAAGGCAGAGUUGUUGUAGGUAAAUCUGACUAUGCAUGUGAUUAUGCAGGUCGUGUUUUUUUAUUUGACAAUGAAUAGAAUUAAGAUGCUUUCAGCAAAAAUGCCAGAAAGUAUUUGAAGAAGCCACCAUAACUACCUAAAACAUAUAAUGUAGCUAUAAUUGGACCAAGAUUAAGUGGUAAAAAAACCUAUGGUAAAAGACUAGCAUAGGAAUAUGGCUGGAAGUUUGUAGAUGUAGAAGGUAUAAUAGGCGAAGUGCUAAAAUGGUAAAGGCAAUAAGAAAUAGAACAAGGUACUCACAUUCCAUCAAACUUCGAAGCAAGAGUUAAAGACAUUCAUCUUUCUUUAGAAGAAUGGAAAGAGUUUUCAAAAGGUAAUCCACUUUCUGCAAAAGAAGUGUGGCCUAUUAUUUUACACAAAUUGAAUAUUCCUUUGCAAAAAAAACCUGAAAAUUGGGGAGUUGAAAAGAACGAAAAUGAAGAAGAAGAAGACGAGGAAGCUAAGAGAUUAGCUGAAGAAGCUGCUAAAAAAGGUAAGAAAGCACCUAAAAAGAAAGAAGUAAAAGAAAAGCCAAAGGAAGGCGAAGAUGAAAGACCCAAGACUCCUCCACCUGAGGAUAUUCCUUUAAAAGAAUUAAUUUAAGUAGUAUAAGCUGAUAACAAGCUAAAUCCUGUGCUAGGUAUAUGUAUGAUCGGCUAACCGACAAACGAAGAAGAAAUAAAUAAAUUAAAAUAUCACAAUAUUCCUAUCGAUAAAGUCAUUGUCCUUGUAGAUAGAAAUGAAGAAGAAGAGGGGAAAACUUUAAGGACAAGGCCUGGUAUUGAAUAUGCAUGCAAUAUAGAAAGUGAAUUAAAAUUUAUUAAUGAUGCUGCAGCUGUUCUCAAAGAAUAAUUUGGUGAAGAAAAUGUUAAAGAAAUAAGUAUCGAAGGUAGUGAGUUAGAAGUUUAUAACAGAAUUAAAGUAUCACUUGAUCCUUUCUUUUUGAAGUGCGAUGAAGAAGAAAAUAUAGCUAGAACUUCUAAUGAUGUAUAAGAAGGAGAUGAUCCUGUCCCAUUAGGUGAAUAUGGUCCUUUUUGUCCUAUUGCAUUUAAUGAAGAUAAAUGGUUGCUUCCCGGUAAGAAAGAUUUUGAAAGCUUUGUUAGAGGUAAGAGUCACAUAUUCUACAGUGAAGAAGAUAAGAAAAAGUUUACUGACCAUACAUGGAAGUAUGUUGAUGGUAAAACUCACUUUGAUGUCCCACCUCCAAGAAUUAUGAUUAUGGGUCCUAAAGGUUCUGGUGUUCACACAUAACUUGAACUAUUGCAAUAAAAAUACAAAAUUCCCGUUUUUGAUUUGAAAAAGAAUCUCCUUGCACAUAUUUUAAAUGAAAAAGAAAAGAGAAAAUAAGACAGAUUGUUUAAUAGAGGAUUCAAGCCUAUUGAGUUAGAUGAAGAAGGCAAACCGAUUGAAGACUAAGAAAUAAAUGAAGAAGCAUAGGAUUUUGAUAAGAAAGCUCAUGAAAUGACUGUUAUCAAACAUAUUUUUAAUGAAGUAUAAUAAUGUUUUAUCAAUGGUAAUUUUUCUGAUGUCUAAGAAGAAGUUAUUCAAACUCCACUGAAUGAAUUACUCAUAGAAUCUAAAAAACUUCCUGAAUUUGUCAUUCAUCUUAAAGUUAAUGAAAAAAGCGUUGUUGAUAGAAUAUUUGUUGAAGACGAUGUUAAAAAAGAGCAUAGAUUAUAAAAAGAGAAAGAAGCCGAAGAAGCUAGACAAUAAAAACUAGCUGAGCUUGCUGAGGCAGGAGAAGAAGGUGCUGCUGCUGCCGAAUAACCUCCUUAGGAAGUAGAUGAAGAAGAGGAGGAAGCUAAGAGACAAGCUGACGCUCAAGAGCUUUAAGAAAAAAUAGAAAAUAAAAAGAAAGAACUCCAAGACUAUCGCGAAGCAGAAGCAAAUAGAAUCGAAGAAUAUUGCUAGAGUUUCAUAGGCUUAGGUAUCCCUGUAGUGGAAAUAAACUGUGAUGUUCCAAUUCAAUAAGUAUUUAACCGUAUUAAUUAUCAACUGAAAAAGUAUAUGGAGGAAAGAUAGAAUCUGCUUGAGAGACACUAAUGUUUAAUGUUAAUGAGACCUAAAAAAACAGAAGAAGAAAAUGAUGAAGAAGAAAAACCUUUCAGACUUGACUUUUUCGAAAAAAGCUAUACAUUCAAAAAGAGUAGAUAUUAAGAUAAAAAUGCUUUGACAUUAAUAGAUGUACCUAAGAUAAGAGAAUAUCCUCUACUCUAUAGAGAUAGAAUAUAUUAUUUUAGUAGCGAAGAAGAAUUGAGAAUGGUUGCUCAUGAACCUCUUAAAUACUUAAUUUAAAAGUGCUUCCCAAAAGAUGUCGAAAUAAGACCAGUAGUUUUUGUUAUUGGUAAACCUAAAACUGGUAAAUCUACUUUGUGUAAGCUUUUAUAGGAAAAGCUUGGGCUAGUAAGAGUGAAAUUUUCACAAAUUUUAGAAGAAUAUAUAAAAGAUCAUAUGAAUGUAAAGGCUGCUGAAGCUUUGUAGAUUUUAGAAAACGGAAAAACUCUUUCUGACGAACAAAUUGUUGAAUUAGUUCUUCAAAGAAUUCAAUAAGCUGAUUGUAAAGCAAAUGGCUGGGCACUUGAUGGCUUGCCUUAAAAUAGGAACUAAGCAGUUCUAUUCCAUCAAAGAGGAAUUAUCCCUUCUUCAGUCUUUUCUAUCUAAUUAAGCUCAGUAGAGAUACUUGAAAGGUUUAAAAGCAGAAGAGGACCUAAAAAGUUUGGUUAUAAUGACAUUGUUUUGCAUGAUAAAUUAUAAUAGAGUGAAUGCGAUGUAUUAGAAAACUAUUACUUAGACACAUUUAAUAAUAUUAGAUUUAUAGAUGGAAAUAUUUCCAAAUGGGGUAUUUUCGAUCAAGCCAAAAAGUUUAUACAUAGCUCCUUGUUAUCUAAAUAUUAGUUUACUAGAGCUAUUGUAACUUCAUCCCCUGCUAAUGUAAGUGAAAUGAGUUUAACUCGUUCUGAAAUUCUUGAAAACAUAGGCAAAUUUAAGAAUUACUCCCCAGUUUCAAUGAAAAUAUAAAAGAAGUUUGUAUAAAAUAAUAUUAGACAUCCUUAUUUGGCUUACUACGAUGGAUUUUUGUAUAUCCUUGAUAAUGAAAAAGAACUCAAUGACUUCCUUAAUAGACCAGAUUUAUAUGUUUACCAAUACUCUGAGAAGCUUAAUCCCCCAAUUAAGAUAUAAAUAGAUAAUAUAAUAGCAAAAUACAAAGAUGUAAGCAAUUAAGGACAUUGUGUUGGUACUUUAAGAGCAAAUGAACUCAAAAAGAGUUAACCAAGUUUAUUAGUUUAAUACUAAGAUCAGAUUCACUCUUUCUCAACUGCUGAUUUAAUGAUCAAAUUUAUAACCAAUCCUCAUGAUUAUAUAAACAUUAAACUCCAUGAUAAAUUGCCAGUUUAAUUUGACCCUACUAACCUAGUAAAAAAAGUAGCUAAAAAGGGAGAUUGUACUGCAUUUUUAGAACACCACUUAGGAAAUAUAGUAAUGAGAGUUUUGGCUUAGCUAGGCUAUAAAAGAAUCAAAUAUCCUACAUUAUCUUGCAAAGAGACAGCCCUUAAAUUUAUUGCAAUUUAAUUAAAAGCAAAUAAUCCAAAUAAAGAUGAAAGUUAUAGAUUAAAAUAUUAAUAAAAGCUUUAACAAUUCCUUAAACAUUGUCAAUUUUGUGAAUAAAUCAGGGAUGAAUUCAGAAGAAAAGAAGAAGAAUAAUCUCAUAAUCUUUGGAAUGAGUGGGAUGAAGAAAAUCUUUUAAAAAUCACAAAGGAGUUUUCAGAUUUUAAGAAAGUUUUAGAUUAAGAAGAAAAGGAAGUUUAUUUCUAAAAGUUUAUUCAUUGA